Hemicordylus capensis (graceful crag lizard) is the source of this 2344-nucleotide messenger RNA. It is a transcript of the gene ALKBH7, whose product is annotated as alkB homolog 7. The transcript has 4 exons. Gene Ontology annotation, cellular component: mitochondrial matrix. The record is from RefSeq and is a predicted model, not a curated record. Gene Ontology annotation, biological process: DNA damage response; fatty acid metabolic process. The coding region runs from base 126 to 842 and encodes 238 amino acids. Lineage: Eukaryota; Metazoa; Chordata; Lepidosauria; Squamata; Cordylidae.
GACCGCCCUAAUAUAGGCAGAAAAGCGGAACCUCGGCUUUGCAAAGUUGCAAACCAGCCGAGGCUGGCCGGCCCCAUCAUGCACCGCGGGCUCGGCCGCUGCCUCAGGGCACGGGUGGGUCAGUCAUGCCACACCGCUGCUUAGUGGCCGCGCGGCAGCAGCUCCAGCGGCGCUUGCAGCAGAGCGCGCGGCGGGCGAGGUGCGGAGAGGAGGUGCAGCCGCUGCCACCGCUAGAGGCCUGGGCGUCGCCGUCGUCGGGAUCGAGCGCGGCGCUGUGGCGGAGGUUGCGGGCGGGCGGCUUGUCGGUGGUGCCGGUCUUCGUGAGCGAGGAAGAGGAGGCGCUGCUGGUCGGGGAGCUGGAACCACAGCUGCGCCGCCGCCGCUACCAGGACGCGCACUGGGACGGGGCGAUUCAUAAGUACCGUGAGACAGAAAAAUCACACUGGAGCAAGGAGAGUCACGGGAUCUUGCAAAGGGUCCGAGAUGCGGCUUUCCCCCCAGGAGUGCCACAUCUCGCUCAAGUCCAUGUCCUGGAUCUGGAUAAAGCUGGCUAUAUAAAGCCCCACGUGGACAGUGUCAAGUUCUGUGGCUGCACCGUUGCAGGCCUGUCUCUUCUGUCCUCUAGCGUGAUGCGCCUGAUCAGUGAACAGAAUCCACAGGAUCAGCUGGAUCUGCUGCUGGAGCGCCGAUCUCUGUAUAUCCUCAGAGGGCCAGCUCGCUAUGAAUUCACCCAUGAGAUCCUUAAGGAUGAUGAGUCCUUUUUCGAUGGGAGGAAGAUCCCCCGGGAGAGAAGGAUCUCUGUUAUCUGCCGGAACCUACCCAUGCCAUGUGAUUCGUCGUAGAAUUGCAGGUUGAGACUGUAGAUUCUGACUGUUCAGAUGGAAUGUAGGCUGCUCAUGUGAUGGAGCUCUGACCUGCUUCUCCGUGGGACUCAGCUUUAUGGUCAAGAAUAGGUAAUAGGAUAGCUCCUCUGUGCACAAGAAGGAAUCUGAGGAUGUUCAAGAUCUAAGGAGGUAUUCUGGCCACUUUCUCCUAACAAAUUUUCUGUGUGUUGGCAGGAACCCUGCAAAGAGUUGGGAGAAAUAGGCCUGACUGUCCUUAACCAAGUACUGUUGAAUAAAGGAAAUAAAAUCUUGAUGCUUCUCCUGUGAUGUGUGUUGCUUACAGCAACCAAAGGUAAAACCAGUGCAAGCUGACCUGUGCAGGCCUUUCAAUAGAGAAAGGCCGCAUAGCAUAGAUCUUACAAUUGCCUUUGCCUGUUCCUUGAACACAGAGUGUUCUUCCCUACAUUCACCAUCACACAGGCUGCUUCAAAGCUUACAAAAGAGGUUGGUUGAGAGCAUUGUGAAGUAACUGUAGUGAGGGUGGGGAGUAUCACGUACAUAGUACCUUAUGACCCACAUAUGUGCCUGGGGUCUGAACUAAGUAAUAUCCUGGCAGCUUCUGGAAAGGCAGAGAAUUCCCAUUUCUCCCAAUCCAAGGUCUGAGGUGCUUGAAUUCUGGUUUUUCCUGCAUGGCUAGUGCUACAGAAUGGAUUUACCAUCUUUGUGAGUUGUGUGUGUCAUAAUUAGUCUUGCAAGGAAGUGGAGCUCCUGAACAUCUGCCUUAGAAUUCAGGAGCUAAAAGUUUAUUUGGUAGUUAAGUUAAUUCAGGGUUUCCUGUUACAGGGUGGAUGUAGUCGAAGACAAAGGCUAGAAUUAAUUGAAGUAAAUGUCCAAUACUGAUCUGAAGCACCAAAGUUCUAUGGGGAUAGUAAACAGCAGAAAUACAGAAGAAAUAAAGAGGGUGGACUAGAUUUUUCUCUGUGGGGGAAAAAGGCACUGGGGAAUUAGGAAAGUGGGUAGUAGUGCUCUUAUAACCCUUGAAUGAAUCGAAGUGGGGGAAGAACUUAAAACCAACUGGAGUGUUAAAAAAACAACCCACCCACUCUCUAUUAUCUCAUGAAUACUAAUACUUCUGAAGAAGGCAAGAGAUAAAGGUUUACAAUACAAGGUUAUUUUUCACUUGGAGAAUGUUAUUGAUGCCUUAGAGGAAGAAGUUGUAUGAGUGCUGUUUUAAAUGCCACUGAGGAAGACCAAGAAGGUUGAAACGCGUUUGGCAGAAAUAAACAAGCUAUAUUGAUUACACACUCCUCAGAUGAAUUCCAACUACAAGAGGAUAAACUUUUGGCAAGGCUUAACAGUGUGUUUUCUUCUCAUGCAUUUUGUGGAAAGUGAGCUGUUGAAAGAAUGGAAGUGUAAUUGUUUUAUGAGGUUAUAUUUUACUUGAUUAUUGUUAUCCAUUACUGUGACUUUAUAUGAUUGUCAUUUGUAUAGUGAAAAUAAAUUCCUGGCUUUCCUACUUA